This is a messenger RNA of Coturnix japonica (Japanese quail), 2753 nucleotides long. The record is from RefSeq and is a predicted model, not a curated record. NCBI's taxonomy places the organism in Eukaryota, Metazoa, Chordata, Aves, Galliformes, Phasianidae.
ACCUGCUGUGUCUUAACCAGUUCUUAUGCUACAGAAAGGCAGCGUCAGCCAGUGCUGCAUAAAGAGAUUGCAGAAAAUACUCUGCAAAGGAGCUGCAGCCGCUGCCUCUGGGUGCUGGGAGCGCAGAGGGGUUGGUCAUUAAGCAUCGCUUUGCUUCUUUUAUUUCCAAAUGUGAAAGUGAGAAAGAUGUGCAGCGUCAGAGUUCUGAAAUGCUGGCAGCAGCUACGUGAGGAGUUUGGGUUAAAGCUGCCAUGUCUCUAGGUUUGUGGUCACCUCGUAGUGGGGUGGGAAGGUGCUGGCAAACAGUGGCAGGAUGGAUCCGGUGCUGCUGAUGGGGCUCUUGCUUUGAACACUACAUAGGAUGGUCAGGAAUGGAACACAAAUCUGUGGCUCCAUCAGCAUCCAGGAGAGUCAGCAUUGUUAGGGGUGUAAGUUUGGGUUUCAGCACAGUCUUGCAAACUAGUUAUUCUCGAUGGGUUGCUCAACUGUUCUGAAGCAGUUUUCUCAGCAGUGAAUCGAGCUGCUUGCAGUAAAGCUACAAAUUCAGUCAUUUAUGUAUUGUUUCCUGUUUAAGCACAGCUUUUAACUGAUGGUAUCUAAUCUGGAGUUCCAAACUAAUACCUCUCAUCUCUCUCCAACCACAGAUGAAGCAGAUAUCUUCAAUCACAGAUAAAGAAGAAUCUACCAAGUGUGACAACUGUGUUUCUCGCUAAGGCUGCGUUCCUCUCACACGUUACAGCAAUUCCCAGCAUCCCCUGACGUAGGCAGAGUUUUAAUCAGCUUUGCACAUUGAAGGACAGUUCUCCACACACCAAACGUUGGGGUUUGUUCUUUGGCUGGUGUUGAAAUGUUGGAUGGCUGCCGGAAUGGUGUAAGCAAAAGCAGUCUGAUAUUCCUGUCUGAAUUUAGGGGCAGGUGCCCCAUGUGAAGCUGUGGGUCAGCAACAGGUUCUGUUCCAUGGCAGUAGAGCAGUGAACCUUCAGUCUGGGCUUGUGAGCAGCCUGCAGGACCCCAAAUCCAGUUGUGUUUUGAGAGGAUAGGGAGCACUUGUGCUGCGCUGUGUGUGCUUUGCCAGCAGUGCACAGCUAUGGAGUUGAGCAAAGUGGUGCUGAAGUCAGCUCAAGAAGCUGCUGCAGUGGGGUUCUGAGAAGUCAAAGGUGGGAAACAGAAAUGAGAACUUGCAGCAUCCUGCUCAGGGUGAGCCACAGGUCUGUCCGUUCCUUGUUGGUGCUGUGCAUAAAGCUGUGUGUGCAUCUGCACAGGGAGAGAUACAACGGCUCAGCCUUUCCCUGCAGCUUCUCUCCAUCAACAUUAGGUGAAAACUUCUUUUCUCUCUCCCUCCUGUUUGGUUUUAAAACCUUGAAGUCAGAGCACUCUUUUAUUUUAAUCCUGUUGUUCCAGGCCAGUUUGUCACUUCUUGACCCGCUGUCUAUUUGGUGUUUGUGAUUAAGGAAAAGAAGCCAUCCAGGACUAUGAAAUACUGCUGCUCUUUACAUGUCAUGCUUGUAAUUCUGAUCUUACUGUGCUAUUUCUGAGCCAUCUCUUUCCUCCCCCCUCUCCCUCCAUGCUGCCACCUUUUCUGCAGGGAGGGCUUUUGGCUUUUGGCUUGUAUUUUAACCAGGAAAUGGUGAUACUGCAGAACUGUGACGGCACCAGAAAACCACAAGGAGCGACAGAGAGAGCUCGAAAGGGCUGCACUGUGUGAGCUUACACUGCUCAUGGGCUGAGCAUCCCAACGCUCUGCUGAAGGUGCCACUAAAGUCUUGGAAGUCCUUCCCGUGACCAGUUCUGUAUGUUGGAACAGGAGCAGCAGAUCACGUCGUUACUUUGAGAGUACUCAGGAAUAUUUGCACAACCUCAUGCAGAACACAAGUCCUUUAGAAGUGAUUGGGGUGAGCAGUGAAGACCUCAUCAUCUUUCAAUACAAAUCAACCUGAGUGCCAAACCUGUACAGGUGCAAGGAUCGCAUUGAGCACACACAGCCCACAGUGCUGCUCCCCUGGCAGUGGGCUGGAAGGCUGAGCAGUGUGGGGGGAGUGAACACCCAGAGGAAACACGUGUUGUGUGUGGGAAUAGGGCUCUGCUGUGGGGUGUGCAGGGGUAGGAGGAGCACCUGGAGAGCUGCUCUUACUGUGCUUCGUUGGGGCGUUGGAUCAUGGAGGGCAACAUGAGGGAUGAGGUGGACUUGCUGGCUGCUGUCACUGUUCUGGGAGUCCUGGAGCAAGCCUACUUUGCACUGCAGGUGAUCUACGCCCGGCGCAAGUACAGGAUCUCUCCCCCGGAGACAACGGGUCACCCCGAGUUCGAGCGGAUCUUCAGGGCUCAGGCGAACUGCUCCGAGUACUUCCCCAUCUUCCUCUCUCUCCUCUGGGUUUCUGGGAUCUUCUUCCAUCAAGGUCUGGCCGCAUCCUGUGGUGUGCUGUACCUCCAUGCACGUGUCCGCUACUUCUGGGGCUACGUGCAGGACACACAGGGACGGUUGGGGCCGUUGUAUGCCAGUGCCUGGCUGCUGUGGCUGCUGCUGGGGCUGGCGGUGGCCGGGCUGCUGGCACAUUUCCUGCUGCCCCCAUCCUGCCCGUGGGUGCUGGUGUGGCCCCUCCGGCUGCUCGGUGCCCACUGAGUGAACCCACGGCUGCCUGCAGCGCUCAGCUCAGCCCCGCUGUGACUGUCAGCCUCCUGUCCUGCCACCCACCUCAUCAUCCCUGUUGGAGUGUCACAUCGCGGACGUGCAAGAAAUAAAUGCCUGUUCUCAA